CCGAACUGAAUGUAUUCAUCAGUCAUCCCAACAGAAUGAGUCUCAUAAUAUCUCUGAAAACUUGUUUUCACCUUAAAAAAAGAGUUCUUUCUGCUCCCAGAGAGAAACAAAGUCCAGAGUGAUGUGAGUGUAAACGUAUCCAGGAAAGCAGCAGCAGCAUGAACACACACCGGCAGCGCUGAUGUGUCGGUGUCCUCUGGAUCUGGGCCAUGAUCUGCGGCUGCCACAUUUCUCUGGACUCUGUGACUUUGCAGGAGUCGCAGCGCCGGAGUUUCACGCCCUGCUUUCACUGUCUGCUGGUGUUCAGGCUUCGCCGCCACGCCGUCACACUCCCGAGUCUUUAAAGCUGAGAGCCGCUGCCUGGGUCAGAGCACAGGAGGAAUCCUGCAGUCUGGUCCGCCUGGAAAGAGCCCCGGAUCAGAAACAGACUUUGUGAAGCUGGAGAAUCAGAGUUUGGCGCCUGGUGGCCGGUUAAAGGCAAACCCAUCUGACUGACCCUCAGUCCAAGCCAGGCCAUCGGGAGGAAACCUGUGCUGUCUGAGCAACAUUUGCAGGAUCAAGAGUUUUUCAAGCAGGAUGUCAGCCUGUUUCAGUCAGUAUGAAGCAGCUGUGACAUGAGCUCCAGCAUCCUUCCUCCCGCCUGACUCCUCCAGUGAAAUCAGCUUUAACGGAGACUUCCCCGGUCGCCCGUCUUGAUGCUGGCGUUGCUGUGGACGGUGCAGACGAUGGACGCCUGUCCGGAUUCCUGUAAAUGCUCCAGGAAGUCCGGGCCGGAAAAGUCUGAAGUCAACUGUCAUAAGAAGGGUCUCCGUGUCUUUCCCUCCCAGCUGCCCAGUGACGCCUGGAUCAUUCAGCUGGGGGAGAACGGCAUCACCGACCUGAAGCCUCACACUCUGAGAUCAGUCCCAAAGAUCGAGAGUCUCAACCUGGAGCGAAACGCCAUCAAGUCCAUCCAUCCUGGAGCGCUGGCCGGAGCCGAGCAGCUGAUGCUCCUCAAUCUUUUCGGGAACCACAUCUCCAGCCUUCCGCCCCGAGGCUUCCAGGAGCUUCUGAACCUGCGCUUCCUCAUGCUGGGCCAGAACCAGAUCGGCACUUUGAGACCGGAGAUGUUCAGCGGCAUGAGGAACCUGUCGGACCUGGACCUCCCUCUCAACGCGCUCACCCUGCUCCCCUCCGACGCCUUCAAGCCGCUGAUCGCCCUCAAAGUGCUGGACCUGUCGUUGAAUCGCAUCCAGAAGAUCUCCCCGAAGGCCUUCGCCGGCCUCAGACAGCUCCUCUUCCUCAACCUGGACAACAACAGCCUGAAGACUCUUCCCGCCGGCGUCUUCAGGCCGCUGCGCUCUUUGGAGAUGUUGGUUCUGGACAACAACUUCCUGUCCACGCUGACGGCGUCGGCUCUGGAGGGUCUGAUCAACCUGCAGGAGCUCUACGUGAGGAACAACCAGCUGGAGCUGCUUCCUGCUGACGUCUUCUCCAACAUGCCCAGACUGUCUCAGCUGGCGCUCAGCGGGAACCGCCUCAAGACCCUGGACGGGACCGUGUUGGUGAAGAUGCCCGGGCUGAAGAAGCUCGACCUCCACGACAACCCCUGGCACUGCGACUGCCAGCUGGCCUCCCUGGUGCAGUGGAUGGGGCGGACCGCAGCCACGCUGUCUCCGCGGGACGCCGUCAAGUGCGUCAGUCCCCCGCAGCUCCGGCGCAGGAGCCUGGGCGGCCUGCAGGAGGACGCGCUGGUCUGUUAGACCGAGGCCUCCACAUCUGGACCAAGAGCGCAGACUACUGGACUUCUCUGUUCACUACAUUUGGUUCAUCUCUUCUAAACCUCGUCGGGUAACAGACUCCAAGGUUUUGUCCCCCAGCAGCAUAGAAGGGAACUCGUCCUUCAUGUGACCAGAGGCAGUUAGCUCCUUUAACCUGCUAACAGCUGCACGUCUCUGACAGGAAACAUGGCUGACAGAAGGCAGAGUGUGGCGUG
Messenger RNA from Salarias fasciatus (jewelled blenny), 1975 nucleotides. Its product is annotated as leucine-rich repeat-containing protein 15-like. The transcript is spliced from 7 exons. Gene Ontology annotation, molecular function: protein binding. The record is from RefSeq and is a predicted model, not a curated record. The coding region runs from base 696 to 1742 and encodes 348 amino acids. Gene Ontology annotation, biological process: axonogenesis; positive regulation of synapse assembly. Gene Ontology annotation, cellular component: plasma membrane. Lineage: Eukaryota; Metazoa; Chordata; Actinopteri; Blenniiformes; Blenniidae.